AGGAAGGCGCCGCCGCGCCCCCCGCGCCCCGCGCUGCCGCUGCCCCUCCUCGCCUAUCUGUUGGCGCUGGCGGCGCCCGCCCGGGGCACGGGUGAACCGGUGUGGCGAUCGGAGCAAGCCAUCGGAGCCAUCGCGGCGAGCCGGGCGGACGGCGUGUUCGUGGCGAGCGGCAGCUGCCUGGACCAGCUGGACUACAGCCUGAAACACAGGCUCUCGCGCCUGUACCGGGACCGAGAGGGCAACUGCACGGAGCCCGUGUCGCUGGCGCCCCCCGCGCGGCCCCGGCCGGGGAGCAGCUUCAGCAAGCUGCUGCUGCCCUACCGCGAGGGGGCGGCCGGCCUCGAGGGGCUGCUGCUCACCGGUUGGACCUUCGAUCGGGGCGCCUGCGAGGUGCGGCCCCUGGGCAAUCUCAGCCGCGGGUCCCUGCGCAAUGGCACCGAGGUGGUGUCGUGUCACCCGCAGGGCUCGACGGCCGGCGUGGUGUACCGGGCCGGCCACUUGAACCAGUGGUACCUGGCGGUGGCCGCCACCUACGUGCUGCCCGAGCCCGAGACGGCCCACCGCUGCAACCCCGCCGCCUCGGAUCGCAGCACGGCCAUCGCGCUCAAGAACACCGAGUCGCGCAGCCUGCCCACGCAGGAGCUGGGCCGCCUGAACCUGCGCGACGGGGCGGGCAGCCUGCACUUCGUGGACGCCUUUCUCUGGAACGGCAGCGUCUACUUCCCCUACUACCCCUACAACUACACGAGCGGCGCCGCCACCGGCUGGCCCAGCAUGGCGCGCAUCGCGCAGAGCGCCGAGGUGCUGUUCCAGGGCCAGGCGGCCCUCGACUGCGGCCACGGCCACCCCGACGGCCGCCGCCUGCUCCUCUCCUCCAGCCUGGUGGAGGCCCUGGACAUCUGGGCCGGCGUUUUCAGCGCGGCCACCGGAGAGGGCCAGGAGAGGCGCUCCCCCGCCACCACGGCGCUCUGCCUCUUCCGGAUGAGUGAGAUCCAGGCGAGCGCCAAGAGCUGCAACUGGGACUUCGAGACCACCCAGCCCAACUGCAAAGAAGGGGAGCAACCUGAAAGAGUGCAGCCAAUUGCAACGUCUACCUUGAUCCAUUCUGACCUGACAUCCGUUUAUGGCACCGUGGUAAUGAACAAGACUGUUUUCUUCUUGGGGACAGGAGAUGGCCAGUUACUUAAGGUUAUUCUUGGUGAGAAUUUGACUUCAAAUUGUCCAGAGGUGAUCUAUGAAAUUAAAGAAGAAACACCUGUGUUCUACAAACUUGUUCCUGAUCCCGUGAAGGACACAUACAUCUAUCUAACUGCUGGGAAAGAGGUGAGGAGAAUUCAUGUGGCAAACUGCAGUAAGCACAAAUCCUGCUCGGAGUGUAUAGCAGCAGCAGACCCUCACUGUGGCUGGUGCCUCUCCCUACAAAGAUGCACUUUUAGAGGAGAUUGUGGACAAGCAGGGAACUUACACACCUGGCUGGAUAUUUCAUCUGGAGCAAAGACAUGUCCUCAUAUUCAGAUAAUUCGAAGCAGCAGAGAUAAGUCCACGGUGACCAUAGCAGGAAGCUUCUCUCCAAGACACUCAGAGUGUGUGGUGAGGAACGUGGAUACCAGCAAGGUGCUCUGCCAGGGCAAAAGUCAGCAGAACCGGACCUGUACCUGCAGUAUCCCGACCAGACCAAGCUAUAAUGUCUUCGUUGUCCAUGUGAUGUUCUCUUUCCCUUCUUGGAAUUUAUCGGAAAGAUUCAACUUUACCAAUUGUGCAUCAUUAAGAGAAUGCUCAGCGUGCAUGAGACUUGGCUGUGCUUGGUGUAAACGCGAAAGAAAAUGUAUCCACCCCUUCACUGCAUGUGAUCCAUCUGAUUAUGAGAGGAGCCAGGAACUCUGUCAAGUUGUGGAGAAAUCACCCAAGACCCCAGGAGGAGGAAGGUUCAAGGACAGUAAGAGCAACAGAACCAACCAGGUCUUCUACAUUAAGACCAUUGAGCCACAGAAAAUAUCGACCUUAGGGAAAAGUAACGUGAUAGUUACAGGAGCAAACUUUACCCGGGCAUCAAACAUCACCAUGAUCCUGAAAGGAACCAGUACUUGUGAUAAGGAUGUGAUACAGGUCAGCCAUGUGCUAAAUGACACCCAUAUGAAAUUCUCUCUUCCAUCAAGCCGGAAAGAAAUGAAGGACGUGUGUAUCCAGUUUGACGAUGGGGACUGCGCCUCUGCUGGAGCGUUAACCUACAUUGCGCUGCCGCACUGCUCCCUCACAGUUCCUGCCACCACCUGGAUCAGUGGUGGGCAAAAUAUAACAAUCAUGGGCAGAAAUUUCGAUGUAAUUGAUAACUUAAUCAUUUCACACGAGUUAAAAGGAAACAUAAAUGUCUCUGAAUACUGUAUAUCAACUUUCUGCGGGUUUUUAGCCCCCAAUUUAAAGAGUUCCAAAGCACGCACAAAUGUUGCUGUGAAGCUAAGAGUUCAAGAUACCUACCUAGACUGCGGAACGCUGAAAUAUCUCGAGGACCCCAGGUUUACAGGGUAUCGAGUAGAAUCCGAGGUUGACUCAGAACUGGAAGUGAAAAUCCAAAAAGAAAAUGACAACUUCAACAUUUCCAAGAAAGACAUCGAAAUUACUCUCUUCCAUGGGGAAAAUAAGCAAUUAAAUUGCAGUUUUGAAAAUAUUACUCGAAACCAAGAUCUCACUACUAUUCUUUGCAAAAUUAAAGGCAUCAGGAAUGCAAACAGUAUCGCCACCUCUUCCAAGAAAGUUAGAGUCAAACUGGGAAACUUGGAGCUCUAUGUUGAACAGGAGUCCGUUCCUUCCACGUGGUACUUUCUGAUCGUGCUUCCGGUCUUGCUGGUGGUUGUCAUUUUUGCUGCUGUCGGGGUGACCAGGCACAAAUCAAAGGAACUAAGCCGCAAACAGAGUCAACAGCUAGAGCUCUUGGAGAGUGAACUUCGGAAGGAGAUACGCGAUGGCUUUGCUGAGCUUCAGAUGGAUAAAUUGGAUGUGGUUGAUAGUUUUGGAACUGUUCCUUUCCUUGACUAUAAACAUUUUGCUCUGAGAACUUUCUUCCCUGAGUCAGGUGGCUUCACACACAUCUUCACUGAAGAUAUGCAUAACAGAGAUGCCAAUGGCAAGAAUGAAAGCCUCACCGCUCUGGAUGCCUUGAUCUGCAAUAAAAGUUUCCUGGUUACUGUCAUCCAUACUCUAGAAAAGCAGAAAAACUUCUCAGUAAAGGACAGGUGUCUGUUUGCUUCCUUCUUAACCAUUGCUCUACAAACCAAGCUGGUCUACCUGACCAGCAUCUUGGAGGUGCUGACCAGGGACCUGAUGGAACAAUCUAGCAACAUGCAGCCUAAACUCAUGCUAAGGCGCACAGAGUCUGUGGUGGAAAAACUACUCACAAACUGGAUGUCUGUCUGCUUGUCUGGUUUUCUUCGGGAGACUGUUGGAGAACCAUUCUACUUGUUGGUGACGACCCUGAACCAGAAAAUAAACAAGGGUCCAGUGGACGUCAUCACAUGCAAAGCGCUGUACACUCUCAACGAAGACUGGCUGCUGUGGCAGGUUCCCGAAUUCAGUACCGUGGCAUUAAAUGUCGUCUUUGAAAAAAUCCCAGAAAACGAGAGUGCAGAUGUCUGCCGGAAUAUUUCAGUCAACGUUCUUGACUGUGACACCAUAGGCCAAGCCAAAGAAAAGAUUUUCCAAGCAUUCUUAAGCAAAAACGGCUCUCCUUACGGACUUCAGCUGAGUGAAAUUGGUCUUGAACUACAAGUGGGGACACGACAGAAAGAACUUCUCGAUAUCGACAGCUCCUCUGUGAUUCUGGAAGAUGGAAUAACCAAGCUCAAUACCAUUGGCCACUACGAGAUAUCAAAUGGCUCCACUAUAAAAGUCUUUAAGAAGAUAGCAAAUUUUACUUCAGAUGUGGAAUAUUCGGAUGACCACUGCCAUUUGAUUUUACCAGAUUCAGAAGCAUUCCAAGAUGUGCAAGGAAAGAGACAUCGGGGGAAGCACAAGUUCAAAGUAAAAGAAAUGUAUCUGACAAAGCUGCUGUCGACCAAGGUGGCAAUUCACUCUGUGCUUGAAAAGCUUUUCAGAAGCAUUUGGAGUUUACCCAACAGCAGAGCUCCAUUUGCAAUAAAAUAUUUUUUUGACUUUUUGGAUGCCCAAGCUGAAAAUAAAAAAAUCACAGAUCCUGAUGUGGUACAUAUUUGGAAAACAAACAGCCUUCCUCUUCGCUUCUGGGUAAACAUCCUAAAGAACCCUCAGUUCGUCUUUGACAUCAAGAAGACACCACAUAUAGAUGGCUGUUUGUCGGUGAUUGCCCAGGCCUUCAUGGAUGCCUUUUCUCUCACAGAGCAGCAACUAGGGAAGGAAGCACCAACAAAUAAACUUCUCUAUGCCAAGGAUAUACCAACCUACAAAGAGGAAGUAAAAUCUUAUUACAAAGCAAUCAGGGACCUGCCUCCAUUGUCAUCUUUAGAAAUGGAAGAAUUCUUAACUCAGGAAUCUAAGAAACAUGAAAAUGAAUUUAAUGAAGAAGUGGCCUUGACAGAAAUCUACAAAUACAUCGUAAAAUAUUUUGAUGAGAUUCUAAAUAAACUAGAAAGAGAACGAGGGCUGGAAGAAGCUCAGAAACAACUCUUGCAUGUAAAAGUCUUAUUUGAUGAAAAGAAGAAAUGCAAGUGGAUGUAAGUACUCUGGGGCCUGGUUUAAUCUGGCAAAAGUUCUUCAGACGACUUGGGAGCAAAAUGGCUGCUAGAGCUACUCUGUGUCGUUAAUUUUUAAGUUUGCACAUAGGUUCCACUUUGAGCACUGUCUUUUAGGAGACUGAGGCCCAUGCACAGCUUUUAGAAAGCUCUGGACCAUUGUGCCUGUGAGUAUGCCUUGGAACCCUUCUGUAAAUAGAGCUGAAGUGCUUGUUGGAAGCAGCCUCCUUGUUUACAGAGAACACAGGGCCAGUAAGCAAGUGUCAGUAUUGUUAACUACAGUCUCCACUUAAGCACAAUGAUAUCUAAGUGGUUUUGUUGGAAAACUACAUCUAUGUAGCACUUGUGACUACACUGCACCUCUGCAGAAAAGGGAUAUUGCCAAUACUCAAAACAAAAAUGUGAAAUGAGUCAUUUGGAAACAAGGUGGGGUGUUAGGGCAACCUCCAGGAUCUGCAGCAUCGAAACUUUCCCGAGUAGUUCUUGGAAAAAGGUGACCGCAAAAUUUGGUAGUGUGUACACUUAGCAUUCGUGAGUGUGUGUGUGUGUUUAAACCAAAAACUAACAGUGUUGCAACAUUGUUGAAAGGGCUUGUGUUUUAUCGGUGGUCGCCAAAUGCACUCAUGGAACUCACCUCCACAUAUUCCAUCAAGGAGCUCUAAAGCAAGGAGAGUGAGUGGACUUUGUUAAAAUGCAACAGCGUUUUACCCAGAUACUUUGUCCUGAUGUGUGUUCCUUGAUUUUUCAUUCAAAAUGUGUUUGAUAGUGGACACGUUGGGUAUUGUAAAGAGAAAAAAAAUCAUUUUCUGUUCAAAAGUUGAUCAGAACUCUGUGGAAGUGUAAUUCUACAUUUCUAUACUAGUGUCUCCUUGCUUUAGAUUUCUGGUGAACCCUGUGGUAUAAAUAAUUGUGUGUGAUUUUAAAAAAAAGAUACAUUUUACAUUUCAUCAGAUUGUUGUUCACACUGGAGUAUUAUAUAUAAAUAUAUAUAUUUGAGGCCCAAGGCCUGAAAAAUAUUAGUAUACAACUUGGUAUCUUAGUCUUACUAUGUACUUUUUGAAAGUAUUCCUUACAGGAGAAAGAAUUUAAAAUGCUCAUUUUAUUCAUGCCUUUCUUUCUAAAGAAGUCCCUAUCGUUAUACUGUAGGUCUUUUUAUUGCUGAUUUUUUAUUCCUGAAUUUUUGCUGCUCACGACCAAUUUUAAUACCACUGUGUUUUCCUUCUAUUAAACCAGAAGACAUAAAAAGUGUAAUUGGCAACUCUCCGGCUUUCCUUGUGUCAGGCACCUUUUACCCUUGGUGCUGUAAAUCCCCUACAUUUUUUCAAGAAAGAAAACAUUAUUCACGCAUUCCUUGAAACCAUUUACCAACACUGUAUGGAACAUCGGGAUUGAAAUGUGAACUUGUCUUAGGCAAAUGCAAUUCUUUUUUGCUCCUUAAUAUCUGUUCAGGUGUGAGAGGCACCUUCCCAACCCUAUCGCCUUUGUCUGUGCAAUGGACACAUCUCAAAAAUACUACCAAAUAGGUUACUUUGAAGUUUAAAGGUUAGAGGUCUGGUCCCCUUCUAAAGCUGCUACAGUUUUCAAAAGGGUGAAGGCGUUCAUGAGAGAACAAUUGUAGGAGAGUUGAGAGCCAAGGGUAGGAGAGUUGCCCAAAAGACUUCCCCUUCCCCAGGGUACAGAAAAAUUCAAAGGGUCAGCUACAGCUUUAUCUAAGCAUUUGCUAAAUGAGACAUGAGGGUGUCCCUGUCUGGUUCUCUGCCACAUGAGUGCUGUGUGGAGAGUUACCUCCUCUUUGGGGACUGUACUGUUAGGAACUUUGGGCAAGUCACUUACCUCUUUGUGCCUCAAUUUCUGUAUAUUUCUAACCUACCUCACUGAGGGGGUAUGAAGAUUCACUAAUGUAUGUAGCGUGUUUGUCAAUCCUCCAGUGAAAAGCACUAUCUAGAUCACAUUUUGGAUCACAUUAGCCAAAAGCAGUAAAUGGCCAAAUUAGAUGUGUGCUGAAGACAAUCAGUCACUGGGUCUAUACUAAACAACAAGUAGAGAAACAAAUGGCAAACAAUAUCUAUUUUCAAGUUUCUUUGCAUAUUUUUUGGUGCAAAACAAUUCAUUUAUAAACUUUUUUUCUAACACUAGCGUCUACAGCAGCAUUUUAAAAUUAGUUCUGUUACCUUUUCUGUAUUAGGAUUGAAAGUCUAUUUCUUAUUGUAUACCUGAUUGAAGCUGUUCUUGGAGAUGAAUGUUUUAAAUGUCUAUAAUCCAAAAAUAAACAUUUUGAUGUA
Dipodomys ordii (Ord's kangaroo rat) is the source of this 6982-nucleotide messenger RNA. RefSeq names its product plexin C1 (gene Plxnc1). Gene Ontology annotation, cellular component: semaphorin receptor complex. The record is from RefSeq and is a predicted model, not a curated record. Gene Ontology annotation, biological process: negative regulation of cell adhesion; regulation of cell migration; regulation of GTPase activity. Gene Ontology annotation, molecular function: semaphorin receptor activity; protein binding. The transcript has 31 exons. The annotation marks the transcript as partial. Lineage: Eukaryota; Metazoa; Chordata; Mammalia; Rodentia; Heteromyidae.